Molecule: messenger RNA, 1319 nt
Organism: Carica papaya (papaya)
Lineage: Eukaryota; Viridiplantae; Streptophyta; Magnoliopsida; Brassicales; Caricaceae
Product: cinnamoyl-CoA reductase-like SNL6
Molecular function (GO): oxidoreductase activity, acting on the CH-OH group of donors, NAD or NADP as acceptor
Source: RefSeq, a predicted model, not a curated record
AGGGAUGCCAAAAUUUCGUGACCUUGGAGGAAACCUACUCUUGGUAUUAAUGAUUAUUAAUAGUAAAGUUCGAGAAAUAUGCUACGGAAGGAGAGGAGGGGGGGUUUUAAAGUGCGAGACUCUUGAGUAGAUGAGAUCGCGUAGCAAAAAAUAGUUCACCCACCAUUCAAUUACUCCCCAUCUCUCCUCUUCCUAUAAAUACAGCCUCGUUGUAUAAGCCCCGGCAACAAGAAGAAGAAAAUUAACUCAUUAAAUCCAGAGAGAGAGAGAGAGAGCGAAGAAGAAGAAAUGGAUCAUGAGAAAGCCACAGCCUGUGUUCUUGAUGCUUCAACUUAUGUGGGUUUUUGGCUUGUCAAAGGACUUUUAAGCAAAGGGUACACAGUUCAUGCGGCUGUUCUGAAAAAUGGAGAGACAGAGAUGGAAGGAAAAAUCAGAGACAUGGAAAUGGAGGAAGAGAGACUUGUGGUGUUCGCCGUUGAUGUUUUUGACUACCAGAGCAUUCUUCUUGCUCUGAAAGGCUGCAGUGCUGUGUUCUGCUGUUUGGAAAACCAAGAUGGGUAUGAUGAUAAAAUGGUGGAUUCAGAAGUUAGAGGAGCAAUCAACGUAGUGGAGGCAUGUGCACAAACGGAGGGGAUAGAGAAGAUUGUAUUCAGUUCUUCUUUGACUGCUGCAAUAUGGAGAGAGAAUAUUGAUUUGCAGAAGGAUGUGGAUGAGAGGUGCUGGAGUGAUCAAGAUUUUUGCAGGAAGAAAAAGCUCUGGUAUGCUUUGGCUAAGACACUUACUGAGAAGGCUGCUUGGGCUCUAUCCAUGGAUCGAAUGCUUAACAUGGUGUCUGUCAAUGCCGGACUAGUUCUGGGGCCUGGCAUUACUCAACAAAAUCCUCGACCAACCAUGUCUUAUCUUAAUGGAGCUGCUCAAAUGUAUGAAAAUGGAGUGCUGGCAUAUGUUGAUGUGAGCUUUUUAGCUGAUGUUCACAUUCGAGCAUUCGAAGAUCAGUCUACAUCUGGUCGAUACUUCUGUUUCAGUCAGAUAGUAAAUACUCAAGAGGAAGCUGUGAAACUUGCACAAAGUUUGAGCCCUCUCAUGUCCUUGCCUACCAGUUAUGAGUUGCAAGGAAGUGAAGUGUAUGCUGAAAGGUUGAGGACCAAGAAGUUGAACAAGCUAGUUGAAGGCACUCCAUGUUAACAUACAGACAUAUAUAUAAUAUGGAAUGUGUUUAUAUACACACAUAUAUAUAUAUAUAUAUGUUAUUAAUAACAUUUGGUUGAGACCAAGAGAAGCAAUUGAAGCAUAAUUUAGUCUCUCUUCUUUUUUUCUUU